This is a messenger RNA of Stegodyphus dumicola, 1318 nucleotides long. RefSeq names its product transgelin calponin-3 (gene Chd64). The record is from RefSeq and is a predicted model, not a curated record. NCBI's taxonomy places the organism in Eukaryota, Metazoa, Arthropoda, Arachnida, Araneae, Eresidae. Gene Ontology annotation, biological process: actin filament organization. Gene Ontology annotation, cellular component: actin cytoskeleton. Gene Ontology annotation, molecular function: actin filament binding.
CGGCGCAGGAGACGGCACCCUCGCCCACCUGCUCUUUGGCAUCGUCAGCAGAGACCCCUGGUGGUAAAUUCGACGCCGGUCGAUUCUCUUCCCGCUCAGUUGCUGUCCGCUUUCCGCCGGUUGGAGUGCAGUGUGCUCUUGAGUUAAGUCGUUUCUUGAAGAAUUUGCUUCUUUUGCGUUGAAUUUUUUACUGUGUUGUUGACUUACAAUGGCCGAUUAUAGAGCUACAAAGUCAGGAUUAGCUGCUGAAGCACACAGCAAGAUCCAGUCAAAAUACGAUCCUGCUUUGGCAAGCCAGGUACUCCUCUGGAUGAAAGAUGUCAUGGGACUUGAAGAUAUAGAUACCUCUGGAGAUAGGGAUGCCUUCUACAAGCUUCUUAAGGAUGGGCAAGUUCUGUGCAGGUUGAUUAAUGUACUGCAGCCAGGCUCCAUUCCUGAGAAGAAAAUUAAUAACAGCACAAUGGCAUUCAAAUGCAUGGAAAACAUAAAUCUUUUCUUAGAACAGGUGAAGAAACUCGGCGUGCCCGCAGAAGAAACAUUUCAAACUGUGGAUCUCUGGGAGGCACAGAAUCUCACCUCCGUCCUAAUCUGCUUACAGUCAGUUGCUAGAAAAGCAUCUAAAUUUGGCUUCAAGAGUAUUGGGCCAAAGGAGGCAGAGGCAAAUGUGCGUCAGUUCACUGAGGAGCAGCUGAAAGCAGGACAGAAUAUCAUAAGUUUGCAGUAUGGUUCCAACAAAGGAGCCAACCAGAGUGGAAUCAAUUUUGGAAACACACGUCACAUGUAAAAUCAAUGAACUUCCAGAUUGCUUCCCAAAUUUGCUUCCUAAAUUAUAACUUAUUUUAAUGUUAUUGUUAGUUUCUUGUGAGUUUCAAUAUCAGUUAUGAAUUUAAAACAAGUGGUUUUUAUAGCUAUUUAAAAGUUACAUCUGCCAAUUCAAAUUGUAAUUGCCGUGCUAUAAUCACAUGUAAUUUUAUCUGAUAUAUUAUUGAUAAAAAUUGGAAAUGUAAUUUAAUUAGUAUUUAAAACUUUGUCUAAAAAUGUUUUAUAUGAUUAUACAACUUACAAUCACAAUGGAAUUCUGAAUCUUCUUUGCCAGUUUUGUAAUGAGUAUUUUCUUUGAAUUUUACUGCGACAAUUUGUUGUGUUUUAGUUUUAAAGUAAAACAUUCCGAAACAAUUUUAUUUUUCAUGCGAGAAAUGAUGCGAUAUGCUUUACACAUAAGCUCCAUUUCAAUAAUAUAUUCUCAAUAUCCAGUUUGUAUUCAUUACUUGAUAUUUGUAUUAUAAUGUACUUUUAAUAAAAUGAAAUUAUGAACUUC